GCGCGCCGCAGCCGAGCUCUUAAAGGGCCCGCGCGCGCGCAGGAUGCUGGCGGCGGUGCCGCGCGCCCUGUGCCGCCUGGCCGCCCGCCGCCGCUGCCCCGCGGCGCUCCCGCAGGCCCGGCGCGGCGCGGCCCGCCUGGGCGAAGGCGGCGGAUGGCGGCAGCGGCGGGGGGCGGCGGCGGCCCGGCCGGGCGCGCUGGGCUUCCUCGGAGCCCUCUCGCUGUUCCCCAGGGGCGCCGAGGAGGACGCCGAGGACGCCAUUAUCCUGCUGCUGAAGAAGGCCAAGCUCAGCGUCAUGAAGGGGGAGCUGGGGGAGGCCGAGCGGGCCCUGCACCAGGCGCUGCGGCUCUCGCACCAGGCCGGGAACGGGAAGGCGAUCGCCUACACCUACAGCAUGAUGGCAAACGUGGCCCUCAUGCAGGGGCAGUUGGACAACGCAGAAAAGCUCUACAAAGCAACUAUGAGCUAUAUGCUUGCUGGGGACACCAAGGAGGAUGACAAUGCAAUCCUUGAGAUGUCCCUCAAGCUGGCCAGUAUCUAUGCUGCUCAGAAACAGCACAAAUUAGCCCUGGCUGGCUACGAGUUCUGCAUUCUGACCUUAGAGGAGAAGAUUGCCAAGCAAAAGGACUUGCCUGAGGAUGUCUUACCAGCUGAAGAAAAAGCCAACACCCGUCUCUUGCUGGGGAUGAGCCUAGAUGGCUAUGCUCGGUAUCUCCUAAGCCUUAACCAGUUCCCAGUGGCCCAAAAAAUGUAUGAGAAGGCUCUGCAGAUAUCAAGUGAUGUUCAGGGAGAGACUCAUCCACAGACUGUGGUCCUGCUGAAUGACUUAGCAACUGUCCUGGAUGCUCAGGGGCACUAUGAUGAGGCAUACUCCCAUGUGAGGAGGGCAGCUGAGCUGGCAAAGGAAACGCAACACCCUGAGGAGCACAUGGUGCUGAGUAACCUGGCAGCAAUUCUGAUGCACAAAGAAGACUUUCUGCAAGCAAAGCAAGUGUACAAAGAAGCUCUGAAGCAGGCAGAACAGAAGGGAGAUACUGCUUCUGUCCAGCACAUCCAGGAAGAACUGGCUGAGCUGGCCAAGAGGAGAAAGGGCUCCAAAUGAGUUUGGCCAAAGAGUCCAAGCUUGAAGUGGCUGACAGCAGCAAGGGUGGGUCAGUACCAGCAGGCUGGGACAAGUUUGGUGCAAUUCUCAGGGGAAGCAGCAGUGAGGAACUUAGACUACUUAACAAGAAAUGCUGCUACUGCCUAACUAUUUAGCCCAAAAUAAAAUUGUGAAAUCUUUACUGUA
Dromaius novaehollandiae (emu) is the source of this 1288-nucleotide messenger RNA. RefSeq names its product tetratricopeptide repeat domain 19 (gene TTC19). Gene Ontology annotation, cellular component: mitochondrial inner membrane. The record is from RefSeq and is a predicted model, not a curated record. The transcript is spliced from 10 exons. Lineage: Eukaryota; Metazoa; Chordata; Aves; Casuariiformes; Dromaiidae. Gene Ontology annotation, molecular function: protein binding. Gene Ontology annotation, biological process: mitochondrial respiratory chain complex III assembly. Bases 44 to 1102 code for a protein of 352 amino acids.